GGCGCUUAGGUGAAAAUCCGGCACUGGAUUCCGCUGGAUCGGCUCGCCGCGGUGAAGACGGAAGCGAUACGGAUUAAAACUAAAUCAAACAGAAGCAUCUUCCUCAUCUUCGGCAUGUAAAGCGAACACUGUAGAUGUGGAUAUACUGCUUUAAUAGUAGUGUUCCUGCGGUCUUGGUGCUUUAUCAAACAGAAACCGUUACAGUUACUGUUCUAGAUCCAGGCCGGGGUUUUGAAUACCUGAACACCAGCCGUUCUGGGCUAUGAAAAAGGACAUUUUCAAGUUACAGCCGGUCAGAGCGAGCCUUGUGGAAAGGGGGUGUGUUGAAAUUUGGCAAAGCUUCCUGUUCGUCGUUCGAAUAGCGCUGCUGAAUCUCCAUCAGGAGUUCUUCAAAGCAGUCGAGAAGAUACAAGGUGCUAAGAACGGAAAAUGGUACCGAAGACCAGGCUUGGGAAGCGUUCCCCACUGGGAACCCUGGUGUGUGGAUCCUCAGCGGAUGGCCUGACAGAAACAGGGCCCCAUGGAUGCCCGGAAAGUGGGCUUCACAGAAGCAAGCUUUACCCUGGACAGAAGGUGUACGUGCACUGCGGAGGACAAGAAUGUGGAGGUGUGGUCGAACAGCAUAACCACGUGGACAAUGAGGUUUCUAUCUUCCUGCCCCAGCUCAACCAGCACGUUCAUCGCAAGCUGGAAGAUGUGUGGACGUGCCCCGCGUCCAGUUCUACCUCCUCGGUCUCCUCGUCCAUUGAUGUGCCAAGAAGGAGUCCAGAGACAGUGGACAUGGAUGAGAUUAUGGCUGCAAUGGUGCUUACAAGUCUUUCGUGCAGUCCAGUCAUCCAACACACAGCUCCAGGGAGCGCAACUCCAGCUUUGUGUGGAAUGGAAAAUGCUGGUGGCGAAGUGUCUGAUGCUGGAUAUUGGAGCUGCGACCAUGGAAAUGGAAGCCCCGCCCCAUCCCCACCCAUCGCAGAGAUGGACAAGAGCGCCCCUCUCGUUGAUGAAGGCCUGGACAUGGAACUGGACCAAAUGUUGUUUAAUGAGCCAACGCCAAGAAAACGCAAGAACUCGGUAAAAAUUGCAUAUCGGUGCUUGUGGCCAAAUUGUGGAAAAAUACUGACCACAGUAGUAGGCAUCAAACGUCACAUCCGAAAUUCUCAUCUUGGACAAAGUGAUGAGCACUCCCAAAGGGAAGAAGACUUCUACUACACUGAAGUCUAUCAGGACCUGGAGCAGAAUGCUCCCCCUGGUGGCCACCGUCCCUCCUGCGCUUCCCCAUCCAGUCCCAGCCGGCACACGCCCCCUUCUCCCUCCACCCCGGAGAUGCUCCAGCCCAGCCCGCUCAGCCAGUCUGCCCCGGGCAGCUUCUGGCAGGUCCAUUCUGAGCACUCUUACCAGGCUCCUCCACCCGUUCAGGUUGUGACUCAGUGUAAACCAGUGUCUGUUCCUGUGUCCUGUCAUUGGACUCCAUCUCUCACAGUUCACCAGAGCAAACAGGGCUCACCAUUCCGCCGUCGUUCAGUUAGUGUUGGUGAACAGUGGCUCCAGAAUAAUAACGCCACCUUCAGGCCACAUCCUGCCAGUGUUUCACCUCCAAGAAACCAUUGCACUUCCAGGAGGAUUCGGGGCGAUGCCAAGAAAUGCAGGAAGGUGUACGGCAUUGAACACCGAGACCAGUGGUGCACCGCCUGCCGCUGGAAAAAGGCCUGUCAGCGAUUCCUCGACUGAAUCCUUCUUGAGAUUGAUGGAAACAGAACACUAACCUUGAGUCCCACAAGAGUGGAACUUAUCUGGAACUAUGGUUGGAGGAAACCAAAAGAGCACCUUUGUGACUUAAAACUUUUUCUACUUUUUAUCACGAUUACGUGUUUUGUUUUUUAUUAAACGUGCUAAGGAACUAUGUCGGUGCUGGAAAAAUUAAAAAGCAAAAAGGACAGCCUCUGCCCCACAACUCCUGCAGUCUUCCUGCAUCUUAUCAUAUCAAGAACUGAUGAAGUGUGACCUUCCUUUUACAUGCAGUAAACAGCCAUAUACUUAAUGUAUAUGUAUAUUGUUCAAUGUGGUUUAAACAUACGGAUGGAAAGUUUACCUAUCAUUCCGACUUAAUAGCUGAAAUGAGACGGGAGAGAGGUCUUUACUGCGGCUCAUUGCUUUCAGGGGCAAAAUUGGCAGCUUAUGGUUUAUUGUAGAUUAACAAAAGAAACCAGAAUAAAUGUUUCAGCAUCAUAUAACGUGUUAAUGUAUGCCAUGUUUACCUGCUGAUAAGCAGUUUUUUUUUUUUUUCCUUCAAUUUCCAGGGCAAAGUUUUGUAAAACAAAGUUUUGAAAAGGAAAAAGGAAGAAAACAGGAUUUUGUAUUACAAUUUUGAUAUCUGUGAUGUGUGUUAAAGCCUACGUCAUGUCAUUAUCUGUGUAUAUGUCACAGGUUAUACUUCUGUGGAAUAAGAUGAUUCACUUUUCUGUCAUGUCAAUAUUAAGGAAGUAUUUGUGUAAACAUGCAUGAUCCGAUACAAUUUAUUCAUUUACUUUUGUGCUUCUCGCCCCAGUCCGCUCACUUGCUGUUUGUUUGUUUGGUCUGUGUUCUUGCCAAAGAAAAUCUCAGCAAGAUAAUACAUCGUAUACAUCUCUGCAAAAUAAUGUGAAAAGUAUCUGUUGACCAUUUAUGAGAAAAUUGUAACCAACUGUUUGAUUGGUUCAUAUUCUUAAUACUGGGUCCAAAUAUUUUCUUAUUUCGAAUAAGACUUCAACGUGUCAUCUUUUUCGUUUUCAUGUGUAGCUCAACUCUAAUUAUUUUUGCAAAGCUUGAUGCUUUGACAUCAUUAAAACUGAAUGUACCUUAUCCUGAAGAUCUCCGUAAGUCUUUAUGCAUUUCAGUGUCGCAGUGAAAGGACAUCCUAGCCUGAGAGACAUUCAAUGAACCUCAUGGAGAACAAUCUUUUUGUAUAUUUUUGUAAAGUACUUCCAAAGUAUUACCUUUUAUGAAAAGUCAUUAAACUAUCUGAGAUCUGUUCAAGAUACAAGUAGAAUUUCCUUUCAUGAAACUUAUGUUGCUUCAUGCCUUUUUUAAAUAAACUUUUGUGCAAACAAGUAUGACCUACA
Molecule: messenger RNA, 3095 nt
Organism: Megalobrama amblycephala (Wuchang bream)
Lineage: Eukaryota; Metazoa; Chordata; Actinopteri; Cypriniformes; Xenocyprididae
Gene: znf395a
Product: zinc finger protein 395a
Exons: 10
Coding region: 430-1725 (431 amino acids)
Biological process (GO): regulation of transcription by RNA polymerase II
Cellular component (GO): nucleus
Molecular function (GO): RNA polymerase II cis-regulatory region sequence-specific DNA binding; DNA-binding transcription factor activity
Source: RefSeq, a predicted model, not a curated record